GUGUGAUGGCACCGCGUCGUCACGCGAACGGUCACGGCGGUGCAUUGAUGGAGAACGGCGGAGGUGUCGGCGUAGUCGGCGUCGGUGUCGGUGUCGGUGUCGGUGUCGGGGGCAUCAACGACGCGAUGGAGAACCUGCUAACGCAAAAUCAAACGACACGUUGCUGCACGCCGACCGGCGAGUGUCUACGGGGCGACACUUUAAUCCGUUUGAACGCGUUGCACGACACGGUCAAGGUAACCUGCAACAACGAUAGCUGCCCGAUCGGCCAGUUCAUGCACCGCGAGUGUUUCGACGCCUGGGAGCAAACGGUCCUGACGUAUCUGAAGAGUUGCGGACGCGCCCGUAGCUGGUCCGAACGGCAGCGCCAUCAAAAUCUUUGGACGAAAAAGGGUUACGAUCUCGCGUUCAAAGCGUGCGGCUGUCGCUGCGGUCGCGGGCACCUGAAGAAAGAUCUCGACUGGAUGCCGCCGGGAACCGGGAACGCUUCUGGUAACCGACCAGACGAGAACGAGGCGAAGAAAAAGAAACGUCGUAAUCGGCAAAAUACCAGGCCCACGCUUUCGGUAUCGGCCGGUCCGCCGAGCCACGGCAAUCACGUUUCGACGAACGGUCGCGGUACCACCGAGGCCCAGUUGAUCGAAUCCGGUCGAGGAAGGGCUGGUUCGCUCUCGUCCAGCACCGGUUCGAGUUCACCACCGGCUACCAGCGAGCCAAGCGUCAGCCCUCUUCAUCAACCGCAGGCGAUCAUGAAGAAGAAGAGCAAGGUUGAUUUCUUCAGCGAUCGAGCUCGGCAAAGUUGCGGUGCGAAUGGUAUCUUCUCACGUCGCCUAGACUUCAGCGCUUUCAACAGUCUGCCACGCACCAAGCUGAACUCCUACCACAUCAAGAUGGAAGACGAGGGAAAUCACGGCAAUGACGACACAAGAUGCUUCAUCCUGUCGACGCUGGCGGCACUGCAAUGGUCCCGAGUGUCCUGCGUCCUCUGUCGUUCACCUAUGCUCGUUUUCGACAGGUAUCCCCUAGUGGAUGGCACGUUCUUCCUGUCACCGAGGCAACAUUCACCCGCCUGCGCAGAGGUGAAGGUCGAAGGUCGGACGCAAUUCUUGUCGGCGGUGUGCAUGGGUUGCCUGGAAGGUAGCGGUGGUCAGCCUGUUCGUUGUCGUUGCUGCACUCAGCCAUGGGACGGGUCUAGCUUAGUCCUUGGAACGAUGUACAGCUACGAUAUCUUUGCUGCCAUGCCUUGUUGCACCGAGCGACUCAAGUGCAACAGCUGCCAGAAGCCUCUGAUCUAUCCACACCAACGGCUGAAUUUCUACUCGGACUACAGCCGCGUAUUCGCCUGCCCCCAUUGCAGGGCCGUGGACGCCCACUUCGUGAAACCGCUCUCGAUCUGCUUCACCCGCGAGCAGUUUCAGCUUUACAGCCAGUGGCCGUAACCAUUAGGGAACUUAGCUAACCGGCGUCCAAGCACCGCGGCUGACCCGUGUCCCCACUUCUUCGACCCACUGAUCUCUCUGCUGCGGGCGACCUUGCUCUAGAUCCUCCAACACCACUCGUCGAUCAUUUUCAAUCAUUAAUGCAACAUCAUCGUCGGUGAAACGAAGAAUCGGAAGAAGAAAAGCGUGAAAAUCCCUCGAGGACCUGACACUUUGCUCUGGUCGCGUUUCCUUCGUGUCCCAGCACAAAGGGUAUAUUUAUUUUUUCGUUUUCUUAACGAAUCAAUUUCUUAUUUUUCUUUUUUUGUUUCUUUUCUUUUUCAUUUAUUUAGAGAUCGCAUUGAGCAUUUCGAUUUGAAAGUUUAAGUUUGCAAUUUGAAAUCGAAAUGUCUAUGGUAUUUGUUCUUGAUUAAUUAGAAAUCAUCGAAGAGAAGCGUAUUUUUAAGUUGCUUUGUUAUCGAUUUACCUAUCGAAUGAUCGAUGAAGAGGAUACCCUGGGAGCGGAUGGAAAACCGGAAGAAUGUCAGGUACCGGGUGAAAUUUUGUAGCAGCGAUAACGUUAAGCUUUUUCUUUUUACUGUGUCCGACAGUAGGGUUUUUAUCUACGUUCAUUCAACGGGAGGGACGAUGACAAUCUCGUCGUUUCGUUCGAUCGAUCCACCUGGAAAUCGACGGCUCUCGACGACGUAUAUCGACGCCUGUUAUCGAUUCGAUGGAGUUGAAAUUCAUCCACAGUCAGGUUAAGGAUUAUCGUCAGUAUUAUUGGUAAGAAUGGAAAAAAAAAGAACGAGAUUUUCGGAACAGCGUUUUCUGUGUUAAUUCGACAUUUAUAUUAGCGAAAAUUCAUGCAUAGGAAUUGUCUCAUUCAGCAAAAAGAACGUGAGUCUGUUCUCGUUUGAUUGUUUUUUGUUUUUUCUUUUUUUUUUGUUUUUCUCUUUCGUGUCGAUUGGCCCGAACGAUUAGUGAAAUUUCAAAUGCGAGUCAGAAAGAGAUGAAAGAAUCGUUUAGGAAAUAUUAGGAUAGGUGCUUGUAAAUUAUAAUUUAACUCUGAAAAUAUAUCGUGUUAUAUAUCGUGUUGCGCCUUUCUUUUUUAUCGUCGUGUUUUAGCUGGUAAGGAAAUUCGAACAAUUAGGUUUAAAUUGGAGAAAAUCACUCGCGAUCGCGUCGUCGACUCGCCGUCGCUCUUCCCACGAUCGAAUCGAACGAUUUCUUCUUCUGUUCGGUGUUUAACGGUUCGUAGUAUUUAACGAUUAUGCGUGUGCAGACACACGAGAUAAGAAAAGUAUGUAUCGUUCCUGGCGUUCCCAUAAAUCGUGUUGCGUUCAAGGGUGGAAAAGAAUGGAUUGCGGAGACAAAAGGUAAAACGACGAGAGCGUAUAUUAUAAAAUAUAUAAUGACGUUAGGACGCGGAAAUCGAUAAGAAAUAAACAAAAAAAAAAGGUCAGACUUCCCUUUUUUAUAUUAACAAAGUAGGUAUGCAUAAGAAAACGUGAAAAAAUGAAAAAAAGACCAUGAAAAAAAAAGCCACUUUUGAAAGGACAAUGGGGGGGAAGAGAUAUUAUGAACUAUCGUUUGUUACUUAGAUAAUCGAGAACGUUGUUUUUUUUACAUUUUAUUAGUUUAUACGUUUACGGCGGCCAUGUUGAUUUUGUUUAAGGAUCUACGACUCAUUCGAUGGGUUUCACGUUGAUCGGCCGGGCGCCCGACGAUUUUCCACCCUUCGAGAAAACCCUUUUUAACCCUCGGUCCCUUCUCCUAGGUACAUUGGAAACGGUAUCACAAAGCCAAUUACAUAAACGUUGAAAUUUUAA
Osmia bicornis bicornis is the source of this 3250-nucleotide messenger RNA. Its product is annotated as headcase protein. The record is from RefSeq and is a predicted model, not a curated record. Bases 6 to 1439 code for a protein of 477 amino acids. The transcript is spliced from 5 exons. NCBI's taxonomy places the organism in Eukaryota, Metazoa, Arthropoda, Insecta, Hymenoptera, Megachilidae.